AUGACGACCGACCACCGAGCGCCAAUGUGGCUGCUAUCGCCGAUCGCGCUGCAGAUUCUGGACUACCUCGACGACGCCGAUGACGCACACGCCUUUCUUACAGCGGCGCCCAAUGAAAGCCUCGAUGACGCUCUCGACGCGCUGCGAGCGCUCUUGGCCGUGGACGCGGAGCUUCCACUCUGGCCCACGGCCCACAUUGCCAGUCUGGACGCAGCCUACGACGUCAGUCCCAGUAGCGUCAUGAAGGCGCUUCCGCUGUUCAGGAAGAUUUUUGUCACCUGCGGCCAGGACUAUGCAAAGAUAUGUCAUACCACGAAGCUGCCACCAACGACAAUCGUAAGCGCCAGCAUCGACGCCGCCAUGAUUCGAGGCGUCCUGGGCAAGUGGCUUCCAAACCUCGCGGCUCUUAGAAUCGUGAGCCAAUCCGCUCUGGCUGCUUCAGCGGUUAUCAAGGACAACCUCUCGGCGUGCGACGGCCUCCAAGCGCUCACUAUGGACCAAUACGAGGUGCUUCUUCAAGACACGUUGGAUACGGCGCUGGCUGUAGUCGUUGAAGCGUGCCCUCGCCUCGAGCGCGUCCGCCUCCGUCCAUCUAGCCUCUCGACCGCCUCGGACUACGCGGCCCUUCUCGCAUGGCUGGCGCUGCCCACAUCACGCCACAUGGCGCUCGAUCGAACCGAACCGAAAGGCGAGCUCUGUGCAAAGCUGAUGACAGCCAUGUUAGCAUCAACUACGCUGGAGACGAUCGAGCUGCUCGAAGUGCCAAUCUUCAUACGCGCAGUAUUGAGUUCGUCGUCGCCGCCGCUGCCGCGGCAGCUGCGUCACCUAACGAUCAAGGACGAUGCAAAGUACGACGACUACGAUUCGUACGACGAGUACGAUUCGAAUGACGACGACAGUGAUGACGCGUAUGACGAAGCCGAUAUCGACGAGGUUGACGACGUACCCAUGGAUCCCGCACCGCUUCUUGGCGACGCCGACGUCGCUGCCCUCGCAGCCAAAGUUGCGACAUCACGUCUUCAGAGUCUGGCGCUGCAUCUCGAAGCGCGCUGCGAUGUCACGUCGGUGAUGACCAUCUUGCCGCCGACGUUGACCAAACUCGCGCUCCAGACGGCGACACUUACCUCGUUUCCGCCGCUGGUUUCGCUCUGGCACCUCGAGCUCUGGGCGGUGCGAUUCUCCGACGAGGCCAUCGCGUCGCUAGCAGCGUGGCUGCGCUCGUUCCCAAAGCUGAUUCUGCACUUCCUCGACGACGCCGAUGACGCGUAUGCUUUUCUCCAAGCCGAACCCAAUGAGAUCCUCGAUGACGCGCUCAACGCGCUCCGGACGCUCUUGGCUAUGGACUUGCAGUUUCAGCUAUGGCCCACGCCGGUCUGGCAGUGGCCUACGACGUCAGUCCCAGCCCAAGACUGUUGGAGCAUUUGCCACAACACGGUCCUGCCACCAACGACCGUCGUGAGUGCUGAACAUCUCGGGGUCUUGAGUCCAAACAAACUGAGCUUUACAAGUGUCUUCAUGGACAACGUCUCGGCAUGCCAUGGCCUCCGUGCGCUCACCAGCCAUCCAAUGGAGACCCUCGACCAAGCCACGUUUGACGCUGCGCUAACGGCUGUCGUCGCUACGUGGCCCCAGCUCGAGCGUAUCCACUUGGUUUCACCCAGCCUCUCGCACAUGUCGGACUGCCAAUCUCUUCUCGCGUGGCUUGCGCUGCCUGCGGCACGCGAUCUCGUGCUGCAUGGUACCGACUUUCGAGACGAGCUCGGCGCCAAGCUGGCGACGGCCAUGCUCACGUCGAGGACCCUCGAGACAAUCGAGCUAAUUGAAGUCGCGAGCCUCACACGCGCGGUUUUGAGCCCAUCGUCGCCGCCACUGCCGCAACAACUGCGUCACCUGAAGAUCGACGACCACAUGCUGAUGGAAUUUUUUGCACCACCACCGGUGUUUGGCGAAGCAGAUAUGACCGCGCUCACCGCCAAGAUUACGAAUUCGCACCUUGAAAGUUUGCAUCUGGGGAUGCGAACCCGCUGUGAUGCCACGUCAGUGCUCAGCGUCUUACCACAGCUGCCGGCGCUGACCAAACUCGCGCUUCAGGGAGUCCAUCUGACCUCGUUUCCACCACUGCGCCACCUCGGGCAUCUUGAGCUGCGCACGGUGACCUUCUCGGACACUGCCAUCGAGUCGCUGGCUGCGUUUCUUGGGUCGUCGCCAAAGCUCGUGCAGCUGGAUCUGGGACACGACCCGCUCCCAGAUCCACACGCCAACAUCGUCUUUGGUGCGCUACCGCAAUGGCUCAGUCGUCGAGGUACGGCGUGCGAGAUACGCCUUGCGAUCACGAGCGAUGUAUGCGCGGAUGCUUUUGCGACGGCGCUCGCUCAGACGCGCAAUUCGCACAAGGUCACGAUUACGAUUGUGAGUGCUAUUCUCUCGCUUGCCGCCAUGAUGCAGCUUGUCGCGGCGUUGGCGUCGACGUCGCGGUUGGCGCUGGUCUUUAAUAGGGGAGGCCUUCGUCGUGCCGAAGAGGACACGGCACUGGAAGCGUAUGGUCGCGAGCAGCGUCUCCGGAUCAUCUAUCGCAAGGUGCGCCCUGGUAGCGACAAGCAGACCUGGUUCCACCCGCCCUGCGCUUCGGCUCGUUAAGAUGAUCAAUACCUCAACGAUCAUAACCCAACACCUUGAUUCGUAUCAUUGUCA
Saprolegnia diclina VS20 is the source of this 2691-nucleotide messenger RNA. RefSeq lists its product as hypothetical. The transcript is spliced from 4 exons. NCBI's taxonomy places the organism in Eukaryota, Oomycota, Saprolegniomycetes, Saprolegniales, Saprolegniaceae. The coding region runs from base 1 to 2637 and encodes 878 amino acids. The record is from RefSeq and is a predicted model, not a curated record.